Molecule: messenger RNA, 3506 nt
Organism: Bursaphelenchus okinawaensis
Lineage: Eukaryota; Metazoa; Nematoda; Chromadorea; Rhabditida; Aphelenchoididae
Source: the annotation of a GenBank genome assembly
AUGUUUUUGUUUACGAAUAUACGCUUGUGUAGGAACUUAUAUAUUUUCCAAGCUUCAAAAUUUUGCAAGUAAGUUAAAAUUAUAAUUUUUUAGUAUUUUCAGAAGUAUGUCAUUAAAGCGUCAGAACCGUUUGGCAAAUGAAAAAUCUCCGUAUCUGCUGCAACAUGCGGAUAAUCCUGUAGAUUGGUUGCCGUGGGGUGAAGAAGCAUUCGAAAAGGCGAAAAGUCAAAAUAAACCUAUUUUUUUGUCUAGUAAGUUUAUGGUAAUUAAGUAAAAUUGCUAUUCAAUUUUUUUUGUAUUAUUUUUCAGUUGGGUAUUCAACCUGUCAUUGGUGUCAUGUUAUGGCACACGAAUCGUUUGAAAACAUGGAAAUUGCACAAUAUUUGAAUGAUAAUUUUGUCUCUAUAAAGGUGGACAGAGAAGAAAGGCCUGAUGUUGACAGGGUUUACAUGAGUUUUGUUCAAGCUAUGCUCGGUGGCGGAGGAUGGCCAUUAUCUGUGUUUUUGUCUCCUAGUUUGGCACCAUUUUUAGGUGGGACUUAUUUUCCACCGGACGACACGCCUAGUCAGACGGGUUUUCUCAGUAUAUUAAAGUUGGUUAGCGAACGAGUAAGUUUUUUAACAGUUCCAAAUCUUAAUAUUUUUCAUACAUUCUUCUAACACUUUUCUUGCAGUGGAAUAAAGAUAAAAGUGAGCUGGAGAAGCAGGCCGAUUAUUUAUCAAAUAUUUUGUCCGAGAAGUUGACUACCAAAGCACAUACGGAUGUUGUGGAUUUUAAAAAGAUUGAAGAUGAAAUCAUGAAAAAUUUUGAGAAAAGUUUCGACACUGUCAAUGGUGGUUUUACUGUGGCACCGAAGUUUCCCGAACCAUGUAAGAUACUUUAAGUAAAAUUCGAACGCAUUUCAUAAUCAUAAUGGAAGCUUUUUUUCUCUGUAAAUAUUAUAUGUGUACUAUUAACUUAUUGUUAAAUUUUAUUAGUGAAUAUAAUGCGUAUUGUUUUAGCAAACUUUAUUUAUCUUUUUCACUAUAUAUGUGCUAACAAGGACACAGAAAUGGCGAAGAAAGCAGAAGAGUGGGCUGUCAAAACAUUAGACAAGAUGGCUGCUGGCGGAAUACAUGAUCACAUUGGCGGUGUAAUUAAAUAUAUAUAUUUUAAAGAAGUUAUUAUUUGAGCAAUACUAUUUCUAUAAGUUACUCUGUGGUUUUUUCGAAUUAAUUUGUUUUUUAUCAUUUUAAUUUCAAAAAGUUUAAAGAAUGUUUACAGGGUUUUCAUCGUUACUCGGUCGACCCAACAUGGCAUGUCCCUCAUUUUGAAAAAAUGCUUUAUGAUCAAGCACAGUUAUUGACUGCAUAUGCGAAUUUUUGUAAAUUAGGACAUGAUUAUACGGAUGUGAUUAAAAACAUGCUUUAUUAUCUCAAAGAGCGCUUACUAUCGAAGAACGGCGGAUUUUACAGUGCCGAAGAUGCUGAUUCAUUAGCUAAAUCAGAUUCUGAAAAGAAAAAGGAGGGUGCUUUCUAUGUAUGGACAAGAGACGAAACGGACGAUUUGUUAGAGAACAUUGCAAAUGUUAUUAACGAAAAUAUUACUUAUGGGGAAUUGUUUGCUUCUACAUUUGAUGUGAAGAUUGAAGGAAAUGUGGAGAAAGUUUAUGUACGUUAUUAUAUAUUUUUUAAAACUGUAGUAUUUAACAGUGAAUUCUUUUGAUUUAUUUUUAGGAUCCGCAUAAAGAGUUGGACGGUGUCAAUGUUCUUCAUCGUCUUAAGCCGUUAGCUGAUUUAGCCCAAGAGUUUAAAAUGUCGCAAAAAGAUUACAAUUAUUGCCUAAAUGAAGCUAUAAAAAUCUUAAAAGAACGACGAGACCAAAGGCCUAAGCCUCAUCGCGAUAACAAGGUGAUUACGUCGUGGAAUGCAAUGAUGAUAAGUGGUUUAGUAGAAGUUGCAAAAACUUUACCACAUUUUGCAACUGAAGCUUUGGGUAUGGCUGAGAAAUGCUUGAAAUUUAUUGAGACAAAUUUAUGCAACGAAAAAACAGGUUUGCAACGAAGUGUUUUGGUAAACGAUGACGGGGAAGUGAACAAGAGGUAUUGUUUUUUUAAUAUUUGUAGAUUUUACAGUAUUCUCAGUAGCUAUGCUCUUUCAUCCUAUAUAGGUCUUGUUUUAAAAGCCGAGGGAUAUCUUGUGCAAUUUUUUGGUAAGGGUUUUCAAUGGUAAAACUUUAAAAGCUCAUAACUUUCUUUACGAGAAUGAAUUUAGCAAUUGAAAUUUUUUAAGCUUUAAGAUGAGCCUAAUAUUGUUUCUUAACACCGAGACAAGGUAGGACCACUUCCUUGUUAGUAUUGAUUACCGCGUUAAACCUUUAAGUCGUUUAGCGGUCCCAUAUCUGCCGUAGCAGACGACUAUGCUAACUUAAUAAAGGCAUACUUGGAUCUUUUUGAAUUUACACAAAGAGAUGAGUACUUAGAAAAGGCAAUCAAAAUACAGGUCCAGUUUGAUGACAAAUUUUACGAUAAUGAAGGCAAAGCUGGUUACUUUUUAAAUGAAGUUGGAGUUAAUCUGUUUAUGAGGCCUAAAAACGGUAAGUUUUAUUCUUAGACUUUAAAAAAGUAAAAUUACUUUUUACACGCAGUUUUAAAAUACUAUUUUUUCAAUUUCUUUUCUGGGAAAUUGUAUUAUCUAAUAUAUAUUUUGUAGAACAAGACACUGCUGAACCGUCAUAUAAUUCUAUUGCGGUUGAAAACUUGCUUCGCCUGAACAACUUUACAGCUGAAGAAAAGUAUCAACAAAAACUGAAGGAGUUGUUUCAAGGCUUAGGUGACGUUUUAACCCGAAGUCCAGCAGCACUACCCUACUUUGCAUCCGUUCUUCAGCGACAAUACAACAAUAGGCUACAGGUAUCUUUAGGAAAUUGCAGUAGUUUUUUUUGUCUUUAGCAGGGACGUCGUUUGGGGGGAGGGGGGGUAGGGGGGGGUACCCCCCUCCGCCAGAGCCAAUCCGAAAAAAAAUUCCACAGGUAAGUACCUGUACGUGCAAAAACGAAAAAUAAAAAUUUUGAAAAAUCGGUCCACAGGUAGGACGAAAACCUGUGGACGAAAAUUUUUUUUCGACCUCCCCCGAGAAAAUCCGUAGCGACGUCCCUGGUCUUUAGAUUAAAUAUUUUUUGUUAAUUUGCGAAAUUUGAAUGAGAGUUGCGUAAUUUUUAAGACCUUUUUAUUCGCUUUUUCGUUUGUUAUUUAGCAAAAAUUGCAGGUAUUAGUCGUUACUCCAACUAUGAACGACCAAACCCAAGUUGCUUUGAAACGUAUUUUUCAAACGCCAAUACCAAACAGUUUCACUGUCGUCAUUGAACUUGACAAACAGUCGUAUAUAAGAAAAAGUAACAAACAUAUUGUGGAAAUGGUCGACUAUAUGAAAGAUUGGACGAUACAGAUUUGUGAGCUCAACUCAUGUGACAUGCCAAUUAUGUCUUUGGAUGAAUUAGAAGACAAACUCAAAAAAUACCAAAAAUAG